AUCGAAAAAAAGGGGAGUGCGAGACAAUUGAUUUUUUGUGGAAAAGUGAUAAGAGGCCCCAAAUUUGUGGAAAAUUCUUGGUUUUCCGCCUAGUGCUAAUCGUGUAGAGUACGAAUUUUCGUAAGGCUAGCUUCCGAAACUAGAAAGCGCAAAAAUGAUUGGUGGUUUGUUUGUUUACAACCACAAAGGUGAGGUUUUAAUCUCCCGAGUUUAUCGCGAUGAUAUCGGACGCAACGCCGUCGACGCUUUCCGAGUCAACGUCAUCCAUGCCAGGCAGCAGGUGCGCUCGCCGGUGACCAACAUUGCAAGAACCAGCUUCUUCCACAUCAAGCGUGCCAAUAUUUGGCUGGCGGCGGUCACCAAGCAAAAUGUAAAUGCUGCGAUGGUAUUUGAGUUCUUGCUCAAGAUCAUUGAGGUGAUGCAGUCUUACUUUGGUAAGAUCUCCGAGGAGAACAUCAAGAAUAACUUUGUGCUCAUCUAUGAGCUGCUGGACGAGAUAUUGGACUUUGGUUAUCCGCAGAAUACGGACUCGGGUACACUGAAAACGUUCAUCACGCAGCAGGGCAUCAAGUCGGCCACCAAGGAGGAGCAAAUGCAAAUCACCUCACAGGUCACCGGCCAGAUUGGCUGGCGACGCGAGGGCAUCAAAUAUCGACGCAACGAACUGUUUCUCGAUGUGCUCGAGUAUGUUAAUCUGCUGAUGAGUCCACAGGGUCAGGUGCUAUCGGCUCACGUUGCCGGCAAAGUGGUCAUGAAGUCCUAUUUGUCAGGCAUGCCCGAGUGCAAGUUUGGAAUCAACGAUAAAAUCGUCAUGGAAUCCAAGGGCAGGGGCCUCUCGGGCAAUUCGGAGGCGGAGACAUCGCGCUCCGGCAAGCCGGUGGUGGUAAUUGACGACUGCCAGUUCCAUCAAUGCGUCAAGCUGAGCAAAUUUGAAACGGAGCACUCGAUUAGCUUUAUACCGCCGGACGGUGAAUUCGAGCUGAUGCGCUAUCGUACCACGAAAGACAUAUCGCUGCCAUUCCGUGUGAUACCCCUGGUCCGAGAGGUGGGCCGCACCAAAAUGGAGGCAAAGGUCGUGCUCAAGUCGAACUUUAAGCCCUCGCUGCUUGGCCAGAAGAUCGAGGUGAAAAUUCCCACACCGCUCAACACCUCGGGCGUGCAGUUGAUUUGCCUGAAAGGCAAGGCCAAGUACAAGGCUUCGGAGAAUGCGAUUGUGUGGAAAAUAAAACGAAUGGCCGGCAUGAAGGAAACGCAGCUCUCGGCUGAAAUUGAACUGCUCGAAACGGAUACCAAAAAGAAAUGGACGCGACCGCCCAUAUCGAUGAACUUCGAGGUGCCAUUCGCGCCAUCCGGUUUCAAGGUGCGCUACCUGAAAGUGUUCGAGCCCAAGCUCAACUACUCCGAUCACGAUGUGGUCAAAUGGGUGCGUUACAUCGGACGCAGCGGUCUCUACGAAACCCGCUGUUAAAGUUGGAAGGCCCAGAAGCCAGCCGAGCAAGUGUAUCACAUGGACGACAAAAUAUUGAAGAGAAUUGAAAGCCAUUUUGCCAAUUCUCUCAAUCGAAUUGAACAAAUGUUGUCGCAUAUUCCAAAAUUUAGGCCCCUCCUAUAUCCUAUAUCCUAUAUAUAGGCACAACCGCAACGGACAUACCAUUAUAUUAUAUUAUUAUUUACAAUAUUAUAUUAUGUAAUUUUAUUAUACAACGCGCGUCUAAAAAUCUCACUCACAUAAUUUCUACUCUUUAUGAUUUGUAUUAUUAUAUUAAAUGUUGCCCCUAUGUAUUUGGUAGACCAAAAACUGUCUAAAGAGCGCUAAUAAUAUUGAUAUUCAAAAUGUUGUUCGAAUUGUUUAAUAAAUAAAUAGCAAGAUAUGCAUAUACUCAAAUAAAUAAAGAGCGCGACUCUUCAAAUAGUUGAUA
Molecule: messenger RNA, 1919 nt
Organism: Drosophila montana
Lineage: Eukaryota; Metazoa; Arthropoda; Insecta; Diptera; Drosophilidae
Gene: AP-2mu
Product: adaptor protein complex 2, mu subunit
Exons: 3
Coding region: 155-1468 (437 amino acids)
Biological process (GO): intracellular protein transport; clathrin-dependent endocytosis
Cellular component (GO): AP-2 adaptor complex; cytoplasmic vesicle
Molecular function (GO): clathrin-cargo adaptor activity
Source: RefSeq, a predicted model, not a curated record